Molecule: messenger RNA, 4536 nt
Organism: Oryza sativa Japonica Group (Japanese rice)
Lineage: Eukaryota; Viridiplantae; Streptophyta; Magnoliopsida; Poales; Poaceae
Product: probable helicase CHR10
Biological process (GO): chromatin remodeling; DNA repair
Molecular function (GO): DNA helicase activity; ATP-dependent chromatin remodeler activity; ATP binding
Source: RefSeq, a predicted model, not a curated record
CUGUUUAUGUUUGUGUUAGGUAGGGCCCAGAAGAGAAGAGGAAGAGGAAGGGGCCAUGGCGCCGCCACAAAUGUAUGAGCGCCGCCUCCUCGCCGCCGCCUCCCUCCUCCUCUCCGCCGAUGCGCAGGGCCAACCACCCCACGCCGCCGCCCAACUCGGAGUCGGAGUCACGGCCGAGCUCAAGCCGCACCAGGUCGAUGGCGUCGCGUGGCUCAUCCGCCGCUACCAACUCGGCGUCAACGUCCUGCUCGGUGACGAGAUGGGACUUGGCAAGACCCUCCAAGCAAUCUCUUUGUUGAGCUACCUCAAGAUCCACUCCAUCUCACCUGGACCAUUUUUGGUCUUAUGUCCUCUAAGUGUCACCGAUGGCUGGCUCUCGGAAUUCAAUAAAUUUUGUCCUUCUUUGAGGGUUAUCCAGUAUGUUGGUGAUAAGUUGCACCGUCGUGAUCUCCGGAGAAUGAUGUUUCAGGAUGUCCAAAAAUCUUCAUCGUCAUCUCAUUCCACUGAGUUACCGUUUGAUGUCAUGAUGACAACCUAUGACAUAGCCUUAAUGGACCAAGAAUUUCUUUCACAAAUUCCUUGGCACUAUGUUGUCAUUGAUGAGGCCCAACGUCUUAAAAACCCAUCCAGCGUACUGUAUAAUGUCCUUGAGCAACGCUUUAUCAUGCCAAGACGUCUGCUACUAACGGGCACCCCUAUCCAGAAUAACCUUUCUGAACUAUGGGCAUUGAUGCACUUUUGCAUGCCCUCGAUUUUUGGUACCCUGGAUCAAUUUCUUUCUACUUUCAAGCAAUCAGGUGAUUCAUUGACAGGUGGCGAAACUAAUAAAACGGACAAACAGUUUAAGAUCCUUAAACAUGUACUGAGAGCAUUUAUGCUGAGACGAACUAAAGCUUUACUAAUUCAAAGCGGAAUUUUGGCAUUGCCUUCAUUAACUGAGUUAACAGUGAUGGUACCUCUGACACCCUUACAGAAGAAACUAUACUUGUCAGUAUUGAGAAAAGAGCUGCAAACACUACUUACAUUUACUGGAGGAUUGUCCCGCCACCAGUCUCUGCAAAACAUCGUUAUACAACUGCGAAAAGCUUCUAGUCAUCCAUAUCUAUUCAGUGGCAUUGAACCUGAGCCUUAUGUGGAAGGGGAGCAUUUGGUUCAGGCUAGUGGAAAGCUUGUCAUGCUAGAUCUCAUUCUUAAGAAGCUCCAUGAAGUAGGCCAUCGAGUUCUGCUAUUUGCUCAGAUGACUCAAACACUGGACAUUCUUCAGGACUUCUUAGAAUUGCGUCAGUACACCUAUGAACGUCUGGAUGGUUCAGUGCGUGCUGAGGAACGGUUUGCAGCAAUAAAAAGUUUCAGCUCUCAACCUACCAAGGGUGUUGUCAGAGAUGAUAAUCAGAGUGGAGCUUUUGUUUUCAUGAUAUCAACUAGAGCAGGGGGUGUUGGCCUUAAUCUCAUUGGUGCUGAUACUGUUAUUUUUUAUGAGCAAGAUUGGAAUCCUCAAGCUGACAAACAGGCCUUGCAGCGUGCACACCGCAUUGGACAGUUAAAUAAUGUAUUAUCAAUAAAUUUGGUAUCACAACGCACAAUUGAAGAGGUCAUCAUGCGAAGAGCAGAAAGAAAACUUAAGCUUAGCCACAGCGUUAUUGGAGAGGAGGAUGCAACUUAUGGGAAGGGGAAAUAUGUAGAAAAUGAAGCUAGCGACAUGCGCUCGAUUAUAUUUGGCUUACACCUAUUUGAUACUUCAGAUACGACUGCAGAGACAAUGAAUGAUGACACAGCUUCGGAGACUAUCAAAGAAGAGACUAUGUUGAAGCUGAAAUCAAUGUCUGAAAAAGUAGUGUUGAUGCGUAGUCAUGAACCUUCAGAAAAGGAUGAACGGGCAUUCGAAAUCAAUCCAAAUAUGACAGACAACAGUGGGGCUGUUGUUACGAGGGUAUCUGAUUCCGUUAAUGUUGAUCCGGAUUUUAAUGAAGCCGCAUACUUAUCCUGGCUUGAGAAGUUUAAAGAGUCUUCGCAUUCUAAGGAAAAUACCAGAGCUGAACUAGAAAGGCAAAGAAUAGCACCUGAAGAAAAGUUCCUAAAACGUGAAGCUAUUAAGAAAAAGGUGGAAGAAAAGAGAUUAGCCAAAUGGGAAUCCUUGGGGUACCAGACAUUAAAGAUCAAAGAUCCUGACAUCUUACCGAACCAGAAUAUUCCAGACUCUGGAUCCGUCCAACUUGUAUAUGGAGAUUGCACUAAUCCUUCAGUAGUUUGCCCUGCAAAGCCUGCCAUCAUAUUCAGUUGUGUUGAUAAUUCAGGAACCUGGGGACAUGGAGGAAUGUUCGAUGCUUUGGCCAAUCUCUCAACAUGCAUUCCAGAUGCUUAUAAUCGUGCUUCUGAAUUUGAUGAUCUCCACCUGGCAGAUCUUCACUUGAUUCAGUUAGAUGAAGCCAAGUGCAACCGGAGUUUAGAUGCUCCUCUCUGGGUCGCGCUAGCUGUUGUGCAGUCUUAUAAUCCAAGGCGAAAGGUUCCACGAAGUGAAAUUUCCAUACCUGAUUUGGAGCUUUGUUUAUCAAGAGUGGCCUUUUCAGCUGCUCAACAUUCCGCGAGCAUCCACAUGCCCCGAAUCGGUCUCCAAGGUGGAGGUGGAGGUGGGUCCCAACGAUCAGAGUGGUACACCAUAGAACGGCUGCUGAGGAAAUACUCGUCUCUUCAUGGCGUCGACAUCUUUGUGUACUAUUAUAGGCGAGGGAACAAGCACUAGUUGGCAGCUUAAACAAUAGAGAAUGGCCAUAGUACAUAAGGAAGUGCCCCUCACCCUGUAGACUAGGAAAUGCCUGCCAUCUGUAAUAUGAAUGCAAUGCAUGUACUCUGAAAGGAGGAGGAGUAGUAGUAGGAGAAGUCUCUUGUGUAAUGUCUAAUGCCUCGCGUCAGUUAGCUACGAAAAAUGUUUGUCUGAACAAGUGAACCGAAAACGAAAAAUGUUUGCCUGAACAAGUGAACCUCUUUUCUUGUUGGACGCAAGGGCCUCUCUUCUUGUUCCUCUUGUGCUACUGUUGGUGUUGGUGGUAAAGAUGAGAGAAAAAAAGAGGGUAUUUGGGUGAACUCAUCCAGUUGAAAGUGGUAAGUAUUUUAGUGAAGAGGCGUUUGGAUGAUGUGGACAGAAAUUGAAAUAGGGAAGGGAAGGGGAGGAGGGCAGGUGGCGUGGGCGAUGAUGACGUACGGCCCCGUGCUCCUCUGUGGUCUGUGUCUGUGUCUGUCUCCCCUCCCAACCAGACGCCUCCUCUCUCCAAGUCCGUCUGCCUCUCUCACCACCACCACCGUGCGCUGCUCCAAGGGGGAGAUGGCGGUGGUGAAGUGCAUCAGGGUCCACGAGCUGGGCGGGCCUGAGGUGUUGAGAUGGGAGCAAGUGGAGGUCGGGGAGCCCAAGGAGGGCGAGAUCCGGAUCAAGAACACCGCCAUCGGCGUCAAUUUCAUCGACGUCUACUACCGCCAGGGGGUCUACUCCGCUCCACUGCCCUUCGUCCCUGGGAGGGAAGCCGUUGGAGUGGUGACCGCUGUAGGUCCUGGCCUGACUGGCAGAAAGGUUGGGGACGUCGUCGCCUAUGCCGGCAAUCCCAUGGGCUCUUAUGCUCAAGAGCAGAUUAUUCCCGCCUCCGUCGCUGUUCCCCUUCCUCCUUCCAUCGACCACAACACUGCUGCCGCUAUUAUGCUCAAGGGGAUGACUGCUCACGUUCUACUUCGCCGUGUUUACAAGGUCCAGAGUGGUGAUUGUGUUCUGGUCCACGCUGCUGCCGGUGGGGUUGGAUCACUCCUUUGUCAAUGGGCAAAUGCCCUUGGUGCCACUGUCAUCGGGACUGUUUCAAAUGAGGAGAAGGCUGCACAGGCAGCUGAAGAUGGAUGCCACCAUGUCAUCAUUUACACAAAGGAAGAUGUUGUCACAAGAGUCAAGGAGUUCACAGCUGGGAAAGGUGUCAAUGUGGUAUAUGAUUCUGUUGGCAAGGAUACAUACAAGGGUUCGGUGGAAUGCUUGGCGUGGCGUGGUAUGCUGGUGUCGUUUGGGCAGUCGUCAGGUAGGCCUGAUCCCAUUCCGCUGAGCGAUCUGGCAAGCAAGUCGCUGUUGGUAACAAGGCCCAGCCUGAUGCAUUACACUGCUACCCGCGACGAGUUGCUGGAGUCGGCCGGUGAGGUGUUUGCCAAUGUAGGAAGCGGGGUGUUGCGCAUCCGUGUGAACCACACAUAUCCAUUGUCUCAAGCUGCUCGCGCUCAUGCGGAUCUCCAGGCCAGGAAGACGACCGGAUCCAUCCUGCUCAUCCCAGAUGAUGCAUGAUACUCCAGUACUAGUGUAGGAGUAGUAGUUAUUCCAGUACAAAAAGUGUCUCUUCUCCAAUGCCGCUGCUGUUUCUUACUUUAGUACUCCUGUAUUUUUCAUGCAUUAUCAAUCAGGUUCAGGUUUGGUUGCCAGUUGAUGUGUGUCUGCGUGCGUUUCGUUGUGGUUUUCAUGUUGACAGGACAGGACGUAUACUAUACAUAAAUAAAGGGCAGCAUCUUUGAAAUAAA